Molecule: messenger RNA, 1017 nt
Organism: Aspergillus steynii IBT 23096
Lineage: Eukaryota; Fungi; Ascomycota; Eurotiomycetes; Eurotiales; Aspergillaceae
Exons: 3
Coding region: 1-1017 (338 amino acids)
Source: RefSeq, a predicted model, not a curated record
AUGGAAUCGGUUCCGCGGUCUCUAUCAGGAUCAUCGCAUCCGAACGCUUUGGGGUCGCCCACAGUGGUCACCUCAUCCUUCAGCUCGAAUAAUAAUCGCGCCGGCGCAAAUGAGCAGUCUCUCGCCUCGAUUGAUCUCGGCAACCAUACCAGUCCCGAACAGCAAAUUCCCACCGAUCGGUCUUCGCAUCGAAAUAGUCGGCAAUCGCGAAGACUUACAUUGCAUCGCUCUGCAGCCAAUGGUUUAGCAUUCGCAUUUCCGCCACGGAGUUCGUACGUCCAAAUUGAUCCGCAGUCGACAACGGAAGAAACCCAGUUGAGCGAUAGAUUGGGUCAAGGACCACAAGCCGAAUCCCAGCGACAUGCGUCUGGGCAUCGCAGUUAUCGUCCUCGGUCAUGCGCAUCUUUAUUGAAAGAAAAGAGCACUCGGAGAAGGCUCAUUACAUUGAUCACGUCUGCAGUCUUUCUUAUUUUUGUCCUCGCUUUGUAUCUUGCAUUUGCUGUUUCACACUCAAACCUGGGACGAGAACUGCAUAUUCUCCUGGUCUUCAUGAUCCUAAUCCUCGCCAUUGUCUUAUGUCAUUCAUUGAUUCGCUUUAUCAUGGUUGUCUUGCGAGAUCCGAGGACGCUCGCCACCAAUCGCAUCCCCAGUAGGGCAGGACCUGCCGGUUACGCGCAACCAGAGCGUCCUAUCCCUGUUGUUCUUGCCGGCGACGAGGAGGCUUUAACCGAAAGCCAAGGUCCCAGUCGGGAAAAAGUCACCGUACCUCCUCCAGCAUAUGGACUCUGGAGAGAGAGCGUGAGAAUAAACCCAGAUUUAUUAUAUUGGCAACGAGUCGACCAGAAGGCGCAGUCGAAGUCAAAGCGCACGAGUCGAGCGGACCAAUCCUCUAACAGCAAAGCUACGGCCCCACGGCCGCCUAGCUAUACCUCUGACAAUGGUAUUGACUAUGUUGUUGAAGCACAACCGCGGUCAUUCUCACAUUGGAACAUUCCCGAGGAGCCUGAACAUCGUUAA